Symbiodinium pilosum is the source of this 399-nucleotide messenger RNA. Lineage: Eukaryota; Dinophyceae; Suessiales; Symbiodiniaceae. The record is from the annotation of a GenBank genome assembly.
AUGGCAGACAAAGUGGCUCCAAGUGCUGGCUACCCGCCGCCGGGAUAUCCACCUCCCCCAGAUGGGUAUGCCUUUGGCUAUCCGGCCCCGGCAGCUUAUGGGCCUCCACCAGGUUAUCCGCCACCGGAAGCUUAUAGUUAUCCGCCAGCCUACGGCGCUCCGCCGCCAGGUUAUGGUGCGCCACCGCCUUACGGCUAUGGCCCACCGCCACCUAGUUAUGGACCGCCUCCUGACAGCUAUGGUUACGGGCCCCCGCCAAGCUAUGGGGCGCCUCCCAGUUAUGGGCCCCCAGGCUAUGGCUCACCCUAUGGCGCCUCAGCUUCUUCCUCAGGAUCUGCGCCCGGCUAUGGAGCGUUGGAGAAGACCUCCUCGACCUCCAGUGUCUUGAUCUCAGUGUGA